Messenger RNA from Homo sapiens (human), 4982 nucleotides. It is a transcript of the gene STXBP6, whose product is annotated as syntaxin binding protein 6. NCBI's taxonomy places the organism in Eukaryota, Metazoa, Chordata, Mammalia, Primates, Hominidae. Bases 1095 to 1727 code for a protein of 210 amino acids. Gene Ontology annotation, cellular component: cytoplasm; membrane. Gene Ontology annotation, biological process: cell-cell adhesion; regulation of SNARE complex assembly. The transcript has 7 exons. The record is from RefSeq and is marked validated.
GCACUCGGCGGCGGGCGGGCGCGCGGCUGCAGCUGGAGCUCCAGCGCCCGGAGUUGGAGUUGCCGGGAGUUUCCCCCCAACCCCUCCCUUUUCGCGCGCGGCAGCAGGAGCCGGCGCGGGAGCCGCGAGCGGCGGCGAGCCAGCACCCGGGCCGGCUAAGCCUUGUCCGGAGCCCGGAGCCCCGCGCGGGGCAGCCCCCCGGGGAGGAGCCUCGUGCUCUGGGACGCGUGCCGCGCACUGGCACGGCAGGGGCGCGAGCCAGGCUGCACGGUAGGACCGGGGCGAGGGGAGCCAGGCGGUCAGGGCGGAGGCCAAGCCCGGGAGAUGCGGUUGCAGCCGCCACGGCUGUUGGGGCGCCUGGCGCUCCGUCCGAGGCGGGUGGCUGUGAGGCCAGGGGAGUAGGCAGGCUCCCAGAGAGAUUCUUCCAAGUUGGCGGGUGGCGGGAGAGGGGGCCGCGCGCCCCGGCGCAGCUGCUUUGUGCGCGCAGAGAGGGACUCGUGUCCCUGGUUCUCUCCAACCCUGGGACCCGUUGUGCGGGCAGUAUUGGGCAAGCCGCAGAACGGAGCGAUUUCCUCCGAGAAAGUUGAGGAUGGAGCCUUUUUUUCCGCACCGUCCCCGCGAUGGCAUGGGCCCCGAGAAUGCUGCCCCGAGGCUCCCAGUGUGGGGGAGCUCGGGGUCGCUGCGCCUCUAGCUUGAGCGCAGAAAUCCGCGAAUCACUCCGAUCUUCGCGAACUCUGGCAUCUUCUAGGAAAAUCAUUACUGCCAAAACUGAGGCGAGCUUUUCUGGCGGGCACGGCACCCUGCCCCCAGGGCGCUGGCCCUGGGCGAUGCCCCCUUUCCGAUCUCAGGCUUGGUCAAGGGCGCCAGGUUCCGAAUUCGCGCUUGCCGUGCACGCCGGCAUCGAGCCUCACCAACACCGCCGGGCAACGUGGCUGGAGUAGGCUAGAGUAGUGCAGUGGCGUGAUCUCAGCUCACUCCAGCCUCUGCCUCCCGGGCUCAAGUGACCCACCUGCCUCAGCCUCCCAAGUAGCUGGGACAACAGAUGUGAGCCACCACACCCAGAUUCACUGCGUGCUGUCCUCACUUGUUCUACAAUGAGUGCCAAAUCUGCUAUCAGCAAGGAAAUUUUUGCACCUCUUGAUGAAAGGAUGCUGGGAGCUGUCCAAGUCAAGAGGAGGACAAAGAAAAAGAUUCCUUUCUUGGCAACUGGAGGUCAAGGCGAAUAUUUAACUUAUAUCUGCCUGUCAGUGACAAACAAGAAACCCACACAGGCGUCCAUCACAAAGGUCAAACAGUUUGAAGGCUCCACAUCAUUUGUUCGGAGAUCACAGUGGAUGCUCGAGCAGCUUCGCCAGGUUAAUGGUAUCGAUCCUAAUGGGGAUUCGGCAGAGUUUGAUUUGUUGUUUGAAAAUGCUUUUGACCAGUGGGUAGCCAGCACAGCGUCAGAAAAAUGCACCUUCUUCCAGAUCCUCCACCAUACCUGCCAGAGGUACCUCACGGACAGGAAGCCAGAGUUUAUUAACUGCCAAUCCAAAAUUAUGGGAGGAAACAGCAUCCUCCAUUCAGCUGCUGACAGCGUGACCAGCGCAGUGCAGAAGGCAAGCCAGGCCUUGAAUGAGCGUGGAGAGCGAUUAGGCCGAGCAGAGGAGAAGACAGAAGACCUGAAGAACAGCGCCCAGCAGUUUGCAGAAACUGCGCACAAGCUUGCCAUGAAGCACAAAUGUUGAGAAACUGCCUAUCCUGGUGACUCUUCUUAAGAGAAACUGAAGAGUUUGUUCAGCAGUUUUUACAAGAAUUCGGGACCUCCGCUUGCUUCUUUUUUUCCAAUAUUUGGACACUUAGAGUGGUUUUUGUUUUUUCUUUUCAGAUGUUAAUGUGAAAGAAAGGGUGUUGCAUUUUUACAUUUCCCUAAUGAUCUUGCUAAUAAAUGCUACAAUAGCAUCAGCUUCAUUUUGGGUUUUUGCCUCCUCCCACUGUGUGUAUGUGUGUAUAUGUAUGUUUUGAAUAUGUUUUCUUUAUUAAAAAAUAUUUUUUGUAGUUUGAAUAUGAAAUUUGGACCAAAUGAUAAACUGCGCUGAGUCUAAACUGGCAACAUGUAUUUUUUUCUCUGAUAUUAAGCAGGAAGGCAUUUUAAUGUGGUGACAUCAGAUGUUAUUUUUCCUAGAUGAAAAUAAAAGUCAAGCAGUGAUUAGUUUCACUCACUGUCCUAGCUACACUUAAUUUGAAGAUUAAAAUUCUACAUUGUGGAAAACAAUUGAAUUUAUUGGGAAAAACAGCAGUCUUAGAUUUUGCUCCUUGCAUAGUAAUCUUUUGCAUGAACCAUCACCAGCGUUCAAAAAAAAAAAAAAAUCAGAAUCGCAGAUAGAAAUCUCUUUCCUGAGUUACAGUUUAAAUACUCUUGCUACUUGUAUCCAGGGUGUUUACUUGGAAUUAUCAUAUGAAGGGUAAAAAUUUGAGAGUAAAGCCCUAAAGAAAAGCCUACCUAAAACCCUCUGUGUACUCACAGAUGUUUCUCUUGUCACUGUCAUAGUGAUGGUCGCUGGUAUGGAAAAGUGCUUAUAUUUUUAUCAAAAAAUUGAUUUGUCCAGGUAAAGGUCUGUGUCAAUGAUAAUGUGAACAAGUAGUACAUUUAAAAUGUUUGUCUUGUCUUUUUACAGUCAUGCCUAUUUUAGAGACACCUUCAUAAUGUCCUUGGGAGAGGGCCUUUAGUUUCUUGGUAUCUGGAUUUUGGAGGUUUUGAUGUUGUUUUUGCUAUCUAUUUAUUUAAUGUAAUUUAAUAUGUGAGUUUCUUGACAAAUUGCAUUUCAUGGCAAUUGCACCUUGCCUGGUCUGAUAUAAAACACCACAAUCACAAACCUUUACAUUGCAGUCAGUUUCAAUACAGUUGGUCACACACCUCGUGAUUUUCUAUUACUCAAGAUAAUAAGGGGCUUAGGGUCUAGAAGUUCUGUUUCCUAGAGGGUUAAAAUGCUAAACAUAAAAAAAGCUGUGCUUUUUUUGUGAAACUAGGAGACAAGCUGCACAUCUCAGACACAUUGUAAGCCUACCACUGCAGCGCAUUGAUUUUUAAGCUGCCUGAAUCUUCAGGACCCCUAUCUAUUCCAUCCUAUCCAUUUUGCUGAUUGAGUCGAUAUGUAUUGCAGCCUCUUACAUAGGAGCAUAAGAUGACUUUUGGAUUGUUAAUACUGAUUUAAAUAGCUGAAGUUCUCCUAAUAAAGCAUUCCCAAGGAGAGAGAAAGUUUGUCUACUGGGGGUAAAAAUAUCAGAUGGUGCACAUUAAAAGGGAGAUGAGAUUUGUCGGAGACAGAUUUCAGAAUCCUUUUAGAUGAUCCAAUUCAAGAAAACCCUCUAUAAAAUUUAAUAAACUGUAUAAGUUAACUAUAAUAUUUUAUACUUUCUUUUUGGUGUCUUAAAAAUUUAAAGAAGCGAGGAACAUGCCAUUUGGUGAGUACCGUUGGAAGCUAUUUUAAUUUCUAGGAAAAGCCCCAAAUAUCACUCCAAAUAGAUUUUGUUUGCAGAUCUCAGUUCAGAAUGCACACACACACACACACACACACACACACACACACAGAGAUGUAUUUAUCUUUCCAAAUUGGAUUCUGGUUUCAGAGAUAGAGAGUUGGUAUAAAUAAUUGAAAGGAUAAAUCUAAAACCCCCUGACAGUCCGCCAAAUUCAAGAACAGAAGUGGUUGCCAACUCUCUAACAACAAUGUUUGGGAAGCUGAUUCCAAAGUAGCUGAGGAUGAGGUCAUAAGCAUACUGUGAAACCCAAGAUUCUUCUUCCCUGGUAGAAUUACAAUAGUUACUCUUGAUAAAUAUAAGUAUUCCAUGUCUUGCCCUCUUUCCUCACUCUCUGCUUAUCCUUUUAGACCUAAGUUUCAUUGGAAAUAGCCUGAAUUAGAAGAAAGCCCAUCCGAAUCUUUAUUAGCCCCCUCUAAUGAUUAGUUUCCAGGCUGCGUUCAUACCUUUGACCUCUCAGUGUCAAAGUCCUACCUAGGCCUCCCCACAACAGAGAGGGCCGUAACAGCAAUCCCUGCCCCUCCUUUACCUCCCAGCCUCUUGCAGAGGAGCCCAGUGAUAACACAUGUGAAGUUCUUUGCUGUCCUCUUGUAGAAGGUGCUGCAGUGCAAAGUAUUAAUACGGUCUUAGACAAAAUAACUGUCAUGAUUUGGGACCAGUUUGGUUGAGCUUGUCAGAAGACAUUUCAUUUGUUUCAUUUCUGCACUUCUCUAUGAAUUUUGGGAUACUAUAUUUCUGUGAAGGACUUAUUGUAUAGACAACUCAAAAAGGAAAGAAACUUUCCAGUAUUACCACUUCUUCCUGGAAUAUAGCUGUAGUAUUUCUCACUAGUAUUAUUAGAUACCUGUGUACAGAAAGUAUGCAGUUAUUCAGGUUAAUGUUUCAUAUUAAAGAAUGUAUUUGUAAAAUGUAACAUGAUCAGUAGUUACCUUUUUUCAAGCUCUGAAGAAGUUCAGAUUACGUGUUAGACUUAAGUUACAGUGAAAACUGUUUUAAUACUACUUUUGUGGCUAGCAAAGGUUGUGCAUCUAUUUAAAAUUAUUUACAGGAUGCUCUAAAUAAGGGGCAUUAAAGAUAGGUUUAGCUCUUAAUUUUAGAAAUUGUGACACUACUGAUGUCUGUCAUACAGUUAUUCUUCAGAAGUUCUCUGAGAUGUCAAAUAUAAUUUUUGUUUAAUUCAGAGAUAAGUAACACCUGCUCUAUUGAUUCACUAUUACAACAAACCCUAAUUUUGUCAUUAAAUAUUUUAACUCUGUGAUGAAAUUUGUUUCUUGCAGUUAUUUAUGAACUCUAUAAAACACUACCAAAUAAGUACAUGUCACCACAUUUUUUAUGCUAAUAGGAAAAUCUUAUGUGCCUAAGGGGAAACCUCAGAACUAGUAUUAGCAUGAUGAUAAAAUGUCAUUACAUAUGUUCUAAUGGAAAAGCUUGGAAUGUAAUAAAGACUAAAGAGCUAACCUUAA